GACAAUCCGGCCGAGUUCAGUGCGAAACCACCAUCCUCUCGAAUCACUUUCUUCACGCCGGACGUGCUUUUCCGCGUGGACCUCGCGGUUCGAUCUGAGCAAAAGAGCUCGAUCCGGAAAACAUUUUUAUCUUUUCGAUAUUCCGCGUAAUAAUUAUUUGAGAGAAAGGAAAAAAAACAGAGGGAAAAUACAAUCGCGAUGGCAUAUAGCUGGGAUAACCGCGUUAAUUUUAUAGUGAAAUUUCUAUAUGAUUCAAAAGUUAUUGGUGCCUCGACAAUCUCGUAAAGAAAAACUCUACUCAAAAUUACUCAAAUACUCUACAAUUCAAAAAGAAGUGCACUUAAGUGAAGAACGUCCUGUAUAACUGCAGAUAUAGAUAACAAUGGAUAUUUGGACAAACACGAUUUCGAAUGCAUGGCAUUGAGAAUGACGCUGAUCGAAGGCAAGGGCGAAUUUAAUUACAAUCGGUAUCAAGAAAAUCUCCAUAUCAUGCUCUCCUUGUGGGAAGAGAUAGCUGAUCUGGCAGAUUUUGAUAAGGAUGGUGUUGUAACGAUAGAAGAAUUUAAAAAAGCCGUGCAGAAUAGCUGCGUUGGUCGUUCUUAUAAUGAUUUCCCGCAAGCCAUGAAGAUGUUCAUCGAUAGCCAUUUCAAGAUACUUGACAUGAAUGAGGAUGGCGUAAUUGGUGCCGAAGAAUUUCGAUAUGAUUGUGUUUCAAGGAUCGCAGUGGAUAACAUAGAUAUUCUCGAUAAAGCUUAUCAGAGUCUUCUGAACGAUGAUGACAGAAGACGCGGCGGAUUGACUUUAUCACGUUAUCAGGAAUUAUAUGCUCAAUUUCUCGGUAAUCCCGACGAUAACUGCCCGGCGAUCUAUCUCUUUGGACCGAUAGAGCAAGAAUCGUAACCUGUCGCGCCAUUUUUCGGAGAGAUAUAUAAAUACUCAGAUACUUAAUUAUAUGUACAAAAGACACACUUGCACAAAAUAUAUUUAAGGCCUAUGUUAAUUCUAGAAACUCUGUGAAAAAUUAUUGUAAUAAAUUAUUUUAUCAUAA
This is a messenger RNA of Cataglyphis hispanica, 1048 nucleotides long. It is a transcript of the gene Scp1, whose product is annotated as sarcoplasmic calcium-binding protein 1. The transcript has 5 exons. The record is from RefSeq and is a predicted model, not a curated record. Bases 415 to 900 code for a protein of 161 amino acids. Lineage: Eukaryota; Metazoa; Arthropoda; Insecta; Hymenoptera; Formicidae. Gene Ontology annotation, molecular function: calcium ion binding.